Molecule: messenger RNA, 2028 nt
Organism: Drosophila busckii
Lineage: Eukaryota; Metazoa; Arthropoda; Insecta; Diptera; Drosophilidae
Product: ribosomal L1 domain-containing protein CG13096
Exons: 2
Coding region: 65-1900 (611 amino acids)
Source: RefSeq, a predicted model, not a curated record
UUUUAAUCAAGCACGUGUAGAUUGUACACUUAUUCAAUUUACUCAAGUUGCACAGAAAACGCAUAUGAAAAUGGUUAAGGUACAGAAGCCGCUGCCAAAAUCUCUAAGUAAAAAUAAAAGUAACGAAGGCGUUGUCAAAGAAAAGUUAAAACCUACCAAAAUCAAAAAAACACAAAACACAGAGGUCAGUAACUUGGUAGCUGAGUUACCAGCGAAGACAGACAUGGGUACCUCAAAACCAAAAGGCAAGGCUAUUAAAAAAGAAAUAAAGCCUGAUAAUAAGUCUAAUGAGAUUCCUAAACAAAAAGCGUCUAAAAAGCCAAUGAUUUUAGCGCCUCCACUAUCACCGGCACUACCAAACUCAAAAACAGCAAUGAAGAAUAGCACAGUGCAAACUAGGGCUAAGAAAAGUGCCACUGUGCUCGCUAAGGCCAAGAAAGUUGAUGCAGUGCCCACUAAGGGAAAUAACGAAAUCACACUGCCUGCUAAGGGUGGAAAGAAGGUUCUAUUGCCGAAAAAGGAGCCCUUACAAAAGAAGAUUACAGCAUUGACUAAAAAACAAGGUAAAAAUAUAGUAUCUGUACAAGCUGAAUCUGUGCCCAAAAAAAAAACCAAAGCAAAGGAAUCGCAAGGCAAUAAACAAAAAACUUCCGGAACAAAUGACUUUUUGGAAAAAGGAGUCACAGCUAAGCCGACAAAGCUGGAAAGAAAUACAAUACUAGACCGCAAGAAUGCCGUAGGUGCUAAAAAGGUAACCAAGACGAUCAAUUCCAACAUAUAUAGCAAAGGGAAAGUAAGUACUGGAAACCAAAAUGUUUCCAAGACUAAGAAUCGGAAUUCUGUGAAGUUGGACUAUGAACUGAAAUCCUUUGAUGAGGAAAAAUUUAAUGAAAUAAUGAGUGAAGUUAAUGUGCGCAAAAUAUGCGAGGCGCUCAAGAAUCAAGUGUCUGAAGAAGUAAAGAAACUGAAAACCGCAUCCAUCUUCAGUGACUAUCGCUAUGUUCUUCAAGUUUGCUCUUAUAAGAUACCCAGUUGUCCAAAACGCAUUGCAAAAUUGGCUCUGAAGCACUCACUUGUGGCACCCGACGACGACGUGGCAUUAAUUGUAACAGACUUACAGCGAGGAGCCCGUUUUGAUUACGAGCCUACAAUCCAACACUACGAAGACUUUCUGCGUGAGGCUGGAGUUGAGCAGCGACUGACUGUGGUGCCAUUCAACAGGUUGCGCAAUGAAGUGGGUACUUUUGAAGCAAAGCGCAAGUUUCUAAACUCCUAUGACUACUUGCUAUGCGAUGGACGCAUAUCGGGUCAGGCCACUGCUUUUCUAGGCCAGUUUACCCAGAAACCAAAAAAUGUGUUGCACGCAGUGCGCUUAAGCAAACAGGACGAAUUGUCUAAAGAAAUUUCUCGUGCUCUAAAUCGCACCGCUUAUAGACAGCUGCGAAAGGGGGAUCUGACAGCAAUACCGGUUGGCAAUCAUGAUCACAGCGGACAACAACUGUCUGAAAAUAUCCAGUACGUUGUUCAUCAGUUGCAGAAGCAGUUUCCGGGAGGAUUGGCCAACAUACGGUCGAUGUAUGUCAAAAUUGACAUUGUGGGCACCUCAGCGCUGCCUUUGUACAUUAGUAUGUGCUCCCCCCCUGCAGACACACCAUAUGUGGUGGGUCCACGCGAAAAGCGCAUGCUUAAGUUGAAAAAACAAGCCAACGAAGCUCUUUCAAGAUUCGCACUUACCAAGGAUGCAGAGUUCAUUAAACUUACACGAGAACAGGUAAAUCGUAAAGCAGAGCUACGCGAGAAACGCAUAGCUCUAAAGAAUGUUGAUUCACUAGACGAUAUUGUUGAUGCUGAGAAGCCUAUACCGGCUAAGAAGCCACGAGCAAGUGCAAAGAAGGCCUAACAGAGCGUUUUAUUUGGCACCGACCCAUUUAUCUUGUAUCAUGUAUAUUUUUAAACCCUAACAAUUUAAGAUAUAAUAAAUGUAAUGAAUUUCAAUAUUUGGGUCGCUAAAUUGAUGUCGAUUUAAUU